Messenger RNA from Numida meleagris (helmeted guineafowl), 4413 nucleotides. RefSeq names its product 3'-phosphoadenosine 5'-phosphosulfate synthase 2 (gene PAPSS2). Gene Ontology annotation, biological process: sulfate assimilation; 3'-phosphoadenosine 5'-phosphosulfate biosynthetic process. The transcript is spliced from 13 exons. Gene Ontology annotation, molecular function: ATP binding; sulfate adenylyltransferase (ATP) activity; adenylylsulfate kinase activity. Bases 729 to 2732 code for a protein of 667 amino acids. Lineage: Eukaryota; Metazoa; Chordata; Aves; Galliformes; Numididae. The record is from RefSeq and is a predicted model, not a curated record.
CAGCCAUUUAUUAAUGUGAGGUUAUGGUAAGAUGCAAAGAAGAAAGUUUAGAAUUUUUGAUCUCUGCAUGUGUUACCUUUAAAAAUCACUAAAGCCCCUUUGCUCUGGAUAAGACCCAGCACUUGAUAUGGGGAAUCUUUCUGGUAACAUGGAGACACUCCCUUCAUUUCUGCCUGUGACACUGUGGGAGGCAUGAAGUUCUUCCUGUGCCUGGUCUCCUUCAGUUCAAAGAUCUCACUGACAGCAGGCAGUGCUUAUUCCUGACCUCUUUCAGAGGUAACUUUUGGAGAGAAGAAUGAUCUUUAAUGGUGACCUUAACACUCCUUAUAUAAGCCUCCUUUGUGCCUGUAUGGUGAAAUCUUACUCUCAGGAAUAAGUGUACCUUAAAGUAAUUUCAGUGAGUAAUGUGGAGCUGUGGAACAGCCCUUGCUUAUUGCACAGUGCAGCAUUCAUGGCUGAGUAGUUCUUUCAGUCCCUACGAAAGAGCAGCUUGUUCUCUCUCCACCUGUGGUGCCACUGGUAUUUCCUCCGCUUGGUGCCUCUCUGUGCUGAUCAUUGUUCUUACAGCAAGCAGAAGGACACAGGCAGUGCAGUGUGCCCUGAGAGGCAGCCCCAGCCCACAGACAUGGCUGUGUCCUUAGGGACUGUCCCCUUGCCAGGGCAACCAGCUGCACAGCUUACUCCUUCAACAAAACACGGUGUGUGGAAGGUGCAGCUCAAAAUUCCUGAUGGAAUUGAGGUGUUUGGUAAGCAUGCAGGAGACCUGUCUGAACCCAGCUGGGAGCAUCACACAUGGGACAAGGCAGUGCUGGGCAGAGGGCAGGCAUCCAGGUUUCUCCUUGGAUAUCCUUACAGAUGCUGUGGGCAGAAUGAAAGCCCCUAGUGAAACCACCUUCUUUGGGGGAUCAACCAAUGUGGUUUACCAAGCCCAUCACGUCAGCAGGAGUAAGCGAGGACAAGUCGUCGGUACCAGGGGUGGAUUCCGAGGCUGCACUGUUUGGCUAACAGGCCUUUCUGGAGCCGGUAAGACAACCAUUGGCUUUGCUCUGGAAGAGUACUUGGUCUCUCAUGGCAUCCCCUGCUAUUCUUUGGAUGGCGAUAAUGUUCGGCAUGGCUUGAAUAAAAACCUAGGCUUCUCAGCCGGAGACCGUGAGGAGAAUAUCCGCCGCAUCGCAGAGGUGGCCAGGUUGUUUGCUGAUGCUGGGCUUGUCUGCAUAACGAGCUUCAUUUCUCCUUUUUCAAAGGAUCGUCAAAAUGCACGGAAAAUUCAUGAGGCAGCUGGGUUGCCUUUCUUUGAAAUCUUUGUAGAUGCUCCUCUAAAUAUUUGUGAAAGCAGAGAUGUGAAGGGCCUAUACAAAAAGGCAAGAGCCGGAGAGAUCAAAGGAUUCACAGGGAUUGACUCAGAGUAUGAGAAGCCUGAAUCUCCUGAACUGGUGCUGAAGACAAACAUUGCGUCAGUGUCUGAAUGCAUCCAGCAGGUUGUGGAGCUCCUGCAAACACAAAACAUUGUGCCCUGUGCGUCAAUUAAGGACGUUCUUGAGCUGUUUGUACCCAAAAAUAAACUCGAUGCUGCCCGAGCUGAAGCAAAUGCACUGCCAUCCGUGGAGAUCACCAAGCUGGAUCUGCAGUGGGUGCAAGUGCUGAGCGAAGGCUGGGCCACGCCACUGAAGGGCUUCAUGCGCGAGGCAGAGUACCUGCAGGUCAUCCAUUUUGGCACACUGCUGAACGGAAAGAAUCUCUCUGUAGCUGACGGUGUUGUCAACUUGAGCAUCCCCAUUGUGCUGCCAGUCUCAGGGCAGGACAAGCAGCGGCUGGAGGGCUGUGGGGCGCUGGCGCUCAGCUAUGCAGGGUGCAGGGUGGCGAUCCUCAAGGACCCCGAGUACUUCGAGCACAGGAAGGAGGAGCGCUGUGCCCGCAUCUGGGGCACCACCUGUGCCAAGCACCCACACGUCAAGAUGGUGAUGGAGAGUGGAGACUGGCUGGUAGGGGGAGACCUUGUUGUGCUGGGAAAGAUCUGUUGGAAUGAUGGCCUGGACCAGUACCGCCUGACACCGCUUGAGCUCAAGCAGAAGUUCAUAGAAAUGAACGCUGAUGCUGUCUUUGCAUUCCAGCUGCGCAACCCCGUGCACAACGGGCAUGCCCUGCUCAUGCAGGAUACGCGGCGCCAGCUCUUGCAGAGGGGCUACAAAAACCCUGUGCUUCUCCUGCACCCCCUGGGUGGGUGGACCAAGGAUGAUGACGUUCCACUGGAGUGGCGGAUGAAGCAGCACGCGGCGGUGCUUGAGGAGCAUGUCCUGGACCCCAAAUCCACUGUCGUUGCCAUCUUCCCCUCUCCCAUGCUCUAUGCCGGCCCCACAGAGGUGCAGUGGCACUGCCGGGCUCGCAUGAUCGCUGGUGCCAAUUUCUACAUCGUGGGGCGCGAUCCUGCAGGCAUGCCUCACCCUGAGACCAAGAAGGACCUGUAUGAGCCCACACAAGGAGGGAAGGUCCUCAGCAUGGCACCAGGCCUGACAUCGGUGGAGAUCAUCCCCUUCCGCGUGGCAGCUUACAACAAAGUGAAGCGAGCUAUGGACUUUUAUGAACCAAAAAGGCAUGAUGAUUUUGACUUCAUCUCGGGAACACGCAUGAGGAAGCUUGCUCGCGAAGGGGAAAACCCACCAGAUGGCUUCAUGGCCCCCAAAGCUUGGAAGGUGCUAACUGAGUACUACCAGUCACUGGAAAAAAAGAAUUAAUACUACUUCUCCUCCUAGAAAUACUUGUAUUAAGAGUGAGUGAUGAUUGAUUGAUUCCCUGUGAUAGAGAUCAGCUACAUAGCAUUUUCACUAUUCUGACUAGUGGGACUUUCCUGCCUGGAUCAGAGUGGUUUUUAAUAAUCAGAAAUACUUUGAAAUGAGUCCUCCUCCCCUCAGAGCUGGAGGACGGCAGUCAGCCCUUUGCUUCCAGCUUGGUGCAGCUCUGGGACGCCUGGUGCAGUGUUGGAUGGGGCCAGCUGGCUCCUUUGGUGCUGCUGGGGCAAAUCUGUGCACCUGCAUGAAGCAGAAGCAAUGAAAUGUCCUUCCUUUACCCAUCGCCCAGCACUGCCCCAACAGAGGGAGUAAGGAGUAGUUGCUGCUGGCCCUCAGUGCUUGGAUCCAGUUGCUGCUCUUGAGAUCGUGCCUUAGACAACAUUUGCUAACAGUGGGACUUCUUAUAAGCAGCCUCAUUGCUGAGUCAGUGCCUCACUGUUCUUUUCUUCCUUUCUUCCUCCUGCUUGCACCCUCCAGUCAAAAAAAAAACUGGGUUCAAUCGUGGUGCUCUAAGCUCACUUCCCAUGAGGACACUGGGACUGGCCCGGUGCUCACAGCCCAGUGAGCGCCGGGAGUGGCUGUCCAGGGGCAUUACGCAGCCAGGGAGAUCGCUGAGAAGAUGCUGAGCACACAGGAUGGUGCGAAGUGCCGAGCUGGGGCUGCCUCUGCCUGGUGGAAUGUUUCUGCAGCACAACUCUGGUUUUCUCCUGCCAUGGACUUUGCCAUCACACCUCGUGCCUUCCCUCUGACUCGUGCUGCGAUGGUGUUGUGGGAGGGUGAGCAGAGGGCUCCACCCAGCACCUUCCCUAGCCACCGUGCUCAGAUGGGAGGUUUUAGGGGGCAGCAGAGGGAAGGCAGCCAGGUUUUCUGGCCUUUGCACAUGUGCGCUUCAGUCAGUUCCCCAGGGCGACUCAGCAUGGGUUUCACAGGAAUCGCUGUGCCUUCUUUUAAUUACAAAUGGAUCCAGGCUCAGCAAGAAAAGCCCUGGUUCUGCUGGUAACUGCACAUCAAACAACGCUGCAAGCUCAAGACCAGUUUUGCUGUGGCCAUGGUGCAGUAUCCAAGACUACAUAUGCAUCUGGGAAUAUUUUUGUAAGAAGUGUUUUAUUUUUCACUUGUCACCUGAUGUUGGGUUUUUUUGUAAUCUUUUUAUGUAUUCAAAGGGAAGAACAAAAAGCCGUGUUAUACCUCAAUGUAAUGCUGUAAUGACCACGGCAGUAGCCGAGAGCACACUAGCACCAGUACCUUCCACACACAGGCCCUCUGGCAGGGACCUGGAAGACAAAAGCAGGACUCCAAUUUAUAAUUGCAGCGUUUGCCAUUUUGAAGAAGCAUCUAGAGCUGUUGCCUUUCAUCCCAAAAGAAUCAAGCAGUGCAAGAGAAUGUACUUAAUCCAAAUGGUCACAGCAAAACACAGAUGUAUCAUUCUUUUAAAAUAGUGUAGUAUACCGAUUACCUCUGAUCAAAAUAAAGUAUGUGGACUACUUUUUUUUAUAGUGUAUUUAUUAAAGACAUGAGACUGGAAUGUGUAACUCAACUGAUGCAUCUCAUGAUUUAAUAUAUUCUGACCUUGAUACUCUGAGAGACUCACUUUUAGUGCAAAUAAAUAUUUAUACGUCUAAACUAA